Microdochium trichocladiopsis is the source of this 1671-nucleotide messenger RNA. Its product is annotated as cytochrome P450. The record is from RefSeq and is a predicted model, not a curated record. The coding region runs from base 1 to 1506 and encodes 501 amino acids. Gene Ontology annotation, molecular function: oxidoreductase activity, acting on paired donors, with incorporation or reduction of molecular oxygen; iron ion binding; heme binding. NCBI's taxonomy places the organism in Eukaryota, Fungi, Ascomycota, Sordariomycetes, Xylariales, Microdochiaceae. The transcript has 6 exons.
AUGUUGGUGGUGGCUACAAGUCGGCUUUGCUUCUUGCUGGCCGAGGGGCGCCGAUUGCCCGGCACGGCCGGUGCCUACUUGGUCGCCCGCUGCGCCUACUUGAUUUUCUUCCACCCGCUAGCCAAGCUGCCCGGACCGAAAUUGUAUGCUACGACGGACCUUUUCUACCUAUACCACCUCGUAGGGUGUACCUGGCCGGCAAAGCUCAAGACCCUCCACGACGAGUAUGGCCCUACGAUCCGCUUCUCGCCAUUUGACGUUUCCUCAAUUGCGCCUGAGAGCUGGAAGACUAUAUAUGGACACAAAUCCAAGCCAAACAAGACGUUUGAGAAGGACCGCCGUGUCUACAACGGCCCUGACCAGGGGAUCGCUAACAUUGUUAUCGCCGAUAAUGAUGCACACCGGCGGAUGCGGCGCGUCCUAGCUCACGCGUUCUCCGAAAAGGCGCUCCGUGGCCAAGAGACGCUCAUUAAGAGCAACGUCGAUCUCUUCAUCUCCAAGGUCGCUGCACUAGCCGAAGCGAAGGAGCCGGUCAACAUAAUGCUCUGGUACAAUUACAUUACUUUUGACCUGAUUGGUGACCUUGCGUUCGGAAAGCCCUUUGGCUGCCUCGAGCAAGGCGGCUACCAUCCAUGGGUCAAGAUGGUCUUCGAAUCCCUCGCCAUGUCUAACUUCAGGCAGGUUCUCAACAGGCACCCUUCGUCCAACCUGCUAAGCUCUUGGAUCCUCCCGGAGCGCAUGAGGCGUGCCUUUGUCGAACAUGCUGAGCUGAGCUCGAAGACUGCAUUUGAACGGAUUGAGCGGGGUAAUGUCGGCCGCGAGGACUUUAUGGACCACAUCCUGCGGCAUAAUGACGAGAAGGGCCUCUCUAAGCUCGAGAUUGCGGUCAACUCGAGCACCUUGAUCACUGCUGGAAGUGAGACAACAGCGACACUACUCAGCGGCACCACUUAUAUGCUUUUAACGAACCGCGACAAGUAUACGAAGUUGGUCAAGGACAUCCGCGACAGAUACGCCUCCGAGGCGGAGAUCACCAUGUCGAGCGUCAACGAGCUUCAAUACCUCUUGGCUGUGUUUAACGAAGGGCUCAGGAUGUACCCUCCGGUGCCCAUGGGACUGCCUCGCUUUCCUCCCGCUGGCGGAGAGACAGUUGACGGCUAUUAUAUUCCUGAGAAGAGUAGUAUUGCAGUGCCACACUGGGCUGCGUACCAGUGCGAGCAGAACUGGGCUGAUCCCCAGCGCUUCGUCCCCGAGCGCUGGCUCGGCACUGACCCUCGCUAUGCCAACGACAAGCGAGACGUGCUUCAGCCUUUCUCCACGGGGCCCCGGAACUGUAUCGGCAAAAACCUUGCUUACGCUGAGAUGCGUGUCAUCUUGACACGCCUCCUAUGGCGCUUUGACUUGGAGCUGUUGCCGGAGAGCAAGGACUGGUAUAAUCAGCGGAUCUUCGCUUUCUGGAAAAAGGGCCCUCUCAUGGUCAAGGUGACCCCUGCGCAGAGGUCGUGAAGCAGUCCGAUGACAGACGACCAAACGCGACAAAGGGAAGACAAUAAUGAGCUGUUCGGUGAAUGUAGGGUGUGUGCCUGCUUCCUAGGAUGGAUCGCUAUGGUGACAUUGAAGCUCGAAGCAUUGAGGGCCAAAUGGUGAUUGGGAUGGAUGCAGCGAUUUCAC